UUUAUUUUGUGGUAUUUCAUCUCUUUUUCUCUCUCUCUCUAUCACUAACUAACUCAUCAACAAACGUCGUAAAUAAAAAAUGUUACAAAUUUGUCAUAAUAAAACUAUUCGAAAGUGAUAUAUUUGAAUGUGUCGAAUGUAUAAUUUAUUCGUGAUCAUCUUUAAACAAAAACAACAAAACAAAACAAAAAAAUGAAAUUCAACAUUAUGCCAUUUUCAAGAUCAAUAACAACAACAAGAUCAUGGCUACGAUAUGUUCAUCAUUUAUUCAUUCUAAUCAUUGGUUUUAUUAUUGGUGUACAAACAUCAGAAUUUUUAGUCAUACGACAAGAUCAAAAAGCACGUGAAAUACAUCGUUUAGAUUCAUUGAAUUUAUUAUCAUAUGUAACCAUUAUGAUCAUUAUUGUUUGUACCGUAUGGUUAUUCAAACAUAAACGUGUUCGAUUUUUGCAUGAUUUCUUUCAUGAAACUGGUCUGGCCAUUAUUUAUGGAUUAAUUGUUGGUGCAAUAAUUCGUUAUAGUGGUUCGGAUACAAAAGUUUCACAAUUAAGAGUCAGUCCAAAAGAUGAAACAGUGAAUUUAACUUCGGAUGCACCACCCGAUAUGUUAUGGAUAACAUUUGAUGUGCCGAAAUUUGUAUGGAAUUUACCACUUCAUUAUAAAAUAACCAUGAGUAAUGAAACCAGCUCGACUGAACAACGAUCAUAUGCAUAUGUAUUUAAAGGAGAAUUAUUCAAUCCAAAAACCGAUUCAACAAUGCCACAGAAUCAACAUUUCUCUGAAAAAGCAACAUUUGAUCCGGAAAUAUUUUUCAAUCUUAUAUUACCGGUUAUUGUAUUCAAUGCCGGAUAUUCGUUGAAGAAGAAAUCUUUCUUUCGAAAUUUAGGCGCCAUUAUUGUAUAUGCAUUUAUUGGAACGACAAUCUCAUGUUUUGUUGUCGGUCUAGUUCUUUAUAUGGUCAAAUAUUUGAUGCCAAUCACUAUGAAAGAAUUCAAUUUUACUGAUUGUCUUUAUUUUGGUGCUAUCAUUUCAGCUACUGAUCCUGUAACCGUUUUGGCUAUAUUUACCGAUCUACGUGUUGAUGUCAAAUUGAAUGCAUUAGUUUUUGGUGAAUCAAUUUUUAAUGAUGUUGUUUCUAUUGUAUUGGCCAGUUUGAUUGAAAAAUUCAAGGAACAUAUUUCAUCCGGAUUUUUCUUUGCAAUAUCAAAUGCUGCAACAUAUUUCUUAAACAUAUUCUUCUUUUCAUUGAUACAAGGUGCAUUUUUUGGUUGCAUUACAGCAUUGCUUACGAAACAUACACGUCUUUAUGAUCAUCCAUUAUUGGAAAGUUCACUAUUCUUAUUGAUGUCUUAUGCAAGUUUUCUUCUUGCUGAAGUUCUUGAAUUAUCUGGUAUUGUUUCCGUAUUAUUCUGUGGAAUAUGUCAAGCACAUUAUACGUAUAAUAAUUUAAGUCAAGAAUCAAGAAUACGAACAAAAUCAUUAUUUGCUAUGGCUAAUUUUAUUGCCGAAAAUUUUAUAUUUGCUUAUAUUGGUGUUUCAAUGUUUACAUUUCCACAACAUUUAUGGAACACAGGAUUCAUAUUGACCACAUUUGUUGCUAUAAUAAUAGGACGUGCUCUCAAUAUAUAUCCAUUGAGCUAUCUAUUGAAUUUAGGCCGUACGAACAAAAUUCCUACCGAAUUUCAACAUAUUCUAUUCUUUUCUGGCCUACGAGGUGCAAUGGCAUUCGCAUUGGCCAUUCGAAAUACAUUGACAGCACCACGUCGUUUAAUGUUGACGGCAACAUCGAUGAUUUCAAUAAUUUCAAUUAUAUUCUGUGGCUGUACCAUACAACCAUUAUUGCAUUAUUUUCAAAUAUCAACCAAUGUUGAUGAAUCUCAUCCUAAUGAUGAUGUUCAAGGAACAUCUAAUAGUCAACAACAACAACCAUCAUCACAAGGUUUUAAUGGUCUUCGUCAAAGAUCUGGAUCAUUUUCUAGUGAAUUGAUUACACCGACUGAUGAUAUAUCAAUUUCUAAUCAUAAUCAAAUAACAAAUAAUCGAAAUCAUAUGGAUCAUCAAAAUGCAUAUGAAAAAGCAUGGCUAGUACGUAAAUGGUAUAAUUUCGAUGUAAAUUUCAUGAAACCAUUAUUAACACAUUCACGGCCAUCAUUGAUGGAAACGAUGCCGCAAUUUUGUUUACCAAUAUCUCGUUUAUUAACAUCGACACAACAAUUAAAUGAUAAAGAUGAAUUUCUAGGAACUGAAACCACUCAUUCAGAUAAUCAAAAGAUGGAUAUAAUGUUUUUGAAUAAUGAAUUACAUCAGAAUCAUGAGGAAACAAAAUUAGAUCCAUAUUCACAACGAAGAAAUUAUUUUGAUUAUAAUCAAUUACAAAAUAACAACAAUAAUAAUAAUAAUAAUACGAGUAACGGUAACAACAAUAAUCUUUUUACUAAUAAUAAUUCUAUACCAACUACUACGACGGUAGCUGAAAUCAUUCCAAAAACAUUGAAUGUUCAACAAAAACAAUCACCAUCGUCGUCAUCAUCAUCAGCAACAACAAUGAAUAAAAAUCGAAAUAAAUCUCCCAUAAAUUCAACGAAUCGAAUUUCAUUCACAGAUUCUUCGGAUAAUGUUAUUGUGUCGUCAAUGGAAAUGACCAGUUCUUUGGUCACAACGACAACAACGUCAACAAGUGUUGUAUUGAAUCCAGAACCAUUAUUGAAACAUCUUCGAAAAUAAAUCACACACCUACACACACACACACACACACACACACACACACACACAAACCACAUACCAGACACAUAUAAAACGUACAUUUUUUUUAUUUAUUUAAAUUUUAUCAUUUAACCUU
This is a messenger RNA of Dermatophagoides farinae (American house dust mite), 2839 nucleotides long. Lineage: Eukaryota; Metazoa; Arthropoda; Arachnida; Sarcoptiformes; Pyroglyphidae. The record is from RefSeq and is a predicted model, not a curated record.